AUGACGGAUAAACUUUAUCCCGAAGAAGAAUGGCAACAAAAAUUACCUUCUUAUAAUAUUAUUAAUUUAAUGGAGGAGAAUGAGCUUAACUCAUUCUCAAGAAUUUGUAGCCGAAUUAGGCCUCCAAUUCCUGAAGCAAAUAUCCAAAGUUCUCCGGCUAAUAUUGUUGAUAUUGGAUCAAAAAAGAUAUUAGAGGCAUGUAAGGGUAAUGGAAUCCUAUCAAAAAAUACUUUUGAGUGGUAUUAUCCGCCAAAUACUUCACAUCGAUCACUUAUUCCUAAUCCAGAAGAUGAUUACAUUUUACCAAUUUUUUUUUGGCGACCUGAAAAAUUCUAUAAUUGCUAUGUUCCUACAAUACCUUGUGCAACUGAUUCUUGUUCUGGAACUCCUAAAUCAAAAGGUUGGGCUGAUGAAGGAGCACGAUUAAUUUAUGGGCUAAAUCAAAAUGUUUUACUUCGUAGUUGGAGUUAUAGUUGUGAAAAAUGUAAAAUAAGUUUUUACGCACAUGAUGAAAGAAUUUUACAAAAACUACCAGAUCAUUUUGAAGAUUCUGAAAAAUAUCAAGGAAGUUGUCCUUCAUCAACUUUAAUUCGAGAGUGCUUUUUAGAAUAUUUUGAAAAUAAUAUGGAAGAAUUUUGUGACAAAUGGAUGCGUUCACUUUCUGUUUAA
Molecule: messenger RNA, 669 nt
Organism: Funneliformis geosporum
Lineage: Eukaryota; Fungi; Glomeromycota; Glomeromycetes; Glomerales; Glomeraceae
Source: the annotation of a GenBank genome assembly